Messenger RNA from Hansenula anomala, 1302 nucleotides. RefSeq lists its product as uncharacterized. The transcript has 3 exons. Gene Ontology annotation, biological process: phospholipid catabolic process. The record is from RefSeq and is a predicted model, not a curated record. Gene Ontology annotation, molecular function: hydrolase activity, acting on ester bonds. Bases 1 to 1302 code for a protein of 433 amino acids. NCBI's taxonomy places the organism in Eukaryota, Fungi, Ascomycota, Saccharomycetes, Phaffomycetales, Wickerhamomycetaceae.
AUGUGUUUGAAAAACGCUUACCGUGUUUACGAGAUCAUGAUAAACAGAUCUACCAUAUCAAAGAGCUCUAAUAAAAGAAAGUAUGACAACUACAACCCAUCAGCUGCUCAAAUCGCAAUUGAUGCGCAAACUGCGCAAACUGCUCACACCACUUCUAACGUUGCUGGUAAAGUUUUCAAUAGAUUUGUUGUCAUUUGGUUGGAAAAUACCAAUUUUGAUAAAGCUGCUGAAAAUUCAGAUAUGGAAUGGCUAGCUGCUCAAGGUAUCACUUUGGAUAAUUAUUGGGCCAUCACACAUCCUUCUGAACCAAAUUAUAUGGCUGCUGUUGGUGGUGAUUAUUUUGCUUUAGAUGACGAUAGAUUUAUUUCGUUACCAUCGAAUGUUUCAACUAUUGUUGAUUUACUGGACACAAAAGGUAUUUCUUGGGCUGAAUAUCAAGAACACUUACCAUAUACUGGUUACAAUGGAUUUGAGUACAAAAAUCAACAGACUUUUGGUAAUGACUAUGUUAGAAAGCACAACCCUUUGGCAUUAUUUGAAUCUGUUAACAAAAAUGAAGAAAGGUUACAAAACAUCAAGAAUUUUACUGUUUUCCAAGAAGAUUUAGAGAAUGAGAAAUUACCACAAUGGUCUUUCGUCACUCCAAAUAUGACAAAUGAUGGGCAUGAUUCUAAUAUUAAUGUUGCCUCUUCAUGGUCUAGAGAUUUUUUGACUCCACUGUUGAAUAAUGAAUAUUUCAUGAAAGAUACAUUAAUUUUGUUAACUUUUGAUGAAAAUGAAAACUACAGAUUGAAAAACAGAGUUUAUGCCGUUUUGUUAGGUGGUGUUAUCCCAGAAAAUAAGAAAGGUACCAUUGACCAUACUUUUUAUGAGCAUUAUUCAGAAAUUUCAAGUGUUGAAGCUAACUGGGAUUUACCAAAUUUGGGUCGUAAUGAUGUUGAUGCUAAUGUGUUUGAUAUUGUUGCAUCUGCUGUUGGUAUUAAAAAUGAUGAAGUUGAUACAACUUACAAAGUUAACAAUCAAACCUAUAUUGGUUAUUUAAAAGAUGAUACCAUUGAUCUUCCAGCUCCAAAUGUCAAUGCGGUUGGUAAGAAUGGUAGAGGUGUUUUGGAUUCAAUUUCAUCUGUUUGGGCUGAUAAAUACUCAAGUCAACUUUCAGAGUCAUACUUUACUUCAACUACUACAACUGCUGUUUGGAGUAUUGGUGAUGCUACAACUACAGCUGCAACUUUCAAGUUCAACUUUGUCUGCAACCAUGUCAAGCCACAACAUUAUUCCAUCAGCUUCAACUCAAACCUCUGA